Acipenser ruthenus (sterlet) is the source of this 5607-nucleotide messenger RNA. RefSeq names its product TANK-binding kinase 1-binding protein 1-like. Gene Ontology annotation, cellular component: cytoplasm. Gene Ontology annotation, biological process: canonical NF-kappaB signal transduction. Bases 203 to 1912 code for a protein of 569 amino acids. The transcript is spliced from 10 exons. Lineage: Eukaryota; Metazoa; Chordata; Actinopteri; Acipenseriformes; Acipenseridae. The record is from RefSeq and is a predicted model, not a curated record.
UGUUGUUAAUUCCACGCCCCGCGACGUGAUACCCUAUGAUCUCGCAGUCAGACCUGAAAAACUGUUCUACAGGAAAAAAAUGUAUCGUCCGCACAGCCGAGUCUGCGAGUAGACGGCGUGGAAUAGCAUUUGAGUGAGGUACAGAAUUCGUGUGUAGGGUGUGAGGACACCGCAGCACCAGCAAAGACUCCGGUUGUGAAUCAUGGACUCUCUGUUCGGUGGAGAGCUGGGAAUUCUGACAGCAGAGGGGCUGACGGAGGAGGGCUGUGGGGUGGGCUGGGCGAGCAGACCCCUCCCAGGGAACAUGUACUCUGCCCCCCACUUCGCCCUCAUCACCGCCUACCAGGACAUCAAGAACCGGCUGUCCGGGCUGGAGAGGGAAAACUGUGGGCUCAAGAGGAGACUCAAGCUCUACGAGAUCAAGUUCCCCAUGAUCAGCGACUUCAGCAAUGAUCGCAACUCCUACUGCUCCUUUGAGACCAAAGAGACUUCAAUGCUGAACAAUAGCCUGCAACAGCAGCUCAACCAGCUUCAGCAUGAGCUCCAGAAUGGCAAGGAGAGGGAGGAGCAUCUGGAGGCUGUAAUCCAGGCCUACGAGAAGAUUCACAUGGAGAGGAGUAACCUGCAGAGAGACCUGGAUCAGAUGACCACACUGGCGGAGAAGCACGUGGAGCACAUUCGGAACCUGGAGCAGAUGCUGCGGCAGAGAGACAGCUCCCUGCAGAACCUCAACUCGCAGCUGCACAGCAAGGAGAUGCAGUACCUGCAGCUGCACACCAGCCCCGUCCACCCACGCAUGCUGGCCUGUCCUGCGAUGGCCCUGCAGAGCUCACGCAGUCUGGACGCGCUGUCCGACCUCGAGCUGCAGCGACUGGAGGCGGAGCUAGAGGAGGCGCGACGGGAGGCGGGGGAGGCGUCUCAGCGGGAGGCGGAGCUCAAGGGGGAGUGUGAGCGGCUGCGGGAGGAGCUGAGACAGCAAGAGGAGGGUCGGGAGCAGGGGGAGACGACUGCCCAGUGUGACCAGUGUGAUGUGGAGUGGAUCAAGAAGGCUGGAGAUGAGCAGGUGAACCUGGCCCUGGCGUACACUGAGCUAACGGAGGAGCUGUCCCGACUACAGAGCCUGAGCUCCAAACAGACCGAAAUACUGAGGAGUCUGUCCCAGGAGCAGAGCCAACCAGUUCAGCGGCACUCCCCAGUCCCUCAGCGGCACUCUCCCGCCCCCCAGAGGCGAUCGCCGGUACCGCAACGACUGUCCCCUGAUGUCCAUCGGAGGUCCCCCCUGCCCGACUCGAACGACGGUCCAGCUUCCUACACCGGCCGCCCAACCAGCCACCACCUGCGAGCGAGCUUCCAGGGGCGCAGGAGCUACUCGGAGGUCAGCGACCCGGCCGCGUACCAGCGGCCUCCCCGCCUGCAACUCGACCCGGUCUCCACCCUGCCCAAACCCCGGCCCUACAGAGAAGGGUAUCAGAAGCAGGGGCAGGGGCUCAGCAGCAGUGUGACCAGCAGCCCCCGCCACACUAGAGAUCCCUUCACCCCUCAGGAGCUCCUCCACCUGCGUUUCGACAAGACUGCCCGCCCCCCCCAGCAGUCCUCCGAGGAUGAUGAGGAAUGGGCUGCCGCCACCCCCCCCGGCUCGCUGGGUGCUGGGUCCAUCAGAGGAGAGGCGUCCUGCUCUGCCUUCCCCAUCCCCAAAACCUUCCCCCCUCCCUCCUCCGCACUCCGCUGCCCACCCCUGGGGUACCAACACACGGAGCAUGCCCAGUCCUGGCCCUCCAUCAACCUCUGGAUGGAGACUGAAGACUGUGACAUCAGGAGCUGCCCGCUGUGUCAGCUGAGCUUCCCUAUCGGUUACCCCGACGACGCCCUGAUCAAACACAUCGACACGCACCUGGAGAACAGCAAGAUCUGACAGCCACAGCGCCCCCUUUGGGAAACCUCCGGGAACUGAAUGCAGGAUUUCCAAGGAUAAAACAAAGAAAUUAAACGACAAAAACAUAGUUCUUUUUGUAUCUCCCUUGGAUUUUUGAUGGGUUAAGACUGACUGAUCCCAAAUAAAGGAAAGGGAAAAAAAGAAAGAUGGAAAGAAGAAUGAAAGAGGGUUAUAAUUGCAUGUUACUGAAUUUAAUAAGACGAUACCGAAGUCUUUUUUUUUAACUUUGAAAAAACAUUGAAAAACAAGUCAUGAAGAAAUCAAGAAUUUUCUCUCCAUCAGGUAUCUGGUAUUUUUCUUAAAGUUGAUUUCUAAUGUGACAGACUUUUUUUUUUUUUUUUAACAGCUGAAUUGGAUCAAUAUUCAUCAUUAACCCAAAAGCAAAAAGAAACUGACUAGGUAAGACUGAAAUUCACUCAGUUUCAUGACUAAAUGGAAUAUGCAGAAAUAUCCAAAAUCCUCCACCAGACUGUAAGGGAUACGUUUUCCCUUUCAUGUACAUUGUUUUAUAUAAUAAUGCUGCUAAAGUGUCCCAAAUGCCAUAUUGGGUACAAACUAUGAACAAAAGCAAAAAAAAUUUGGCAUUUUGAAUUAUUUAAAAAGAAGUCAUCUUACACUUAAACUGCUGGAAAGAGUACAGUAGUACUUUUAUGAAUGUAGAAUCACUUUCUAUCUUCAAUCACUGAACUAUAUUUACACUGUAUAGAAUAGAUUCAUAUCCUGGACUGCAGAAACCCAUUGAUUUAUUCCUAACUCAGAACCAAGGUCUUCUAUGCAGAAAUCACAGAACAGUGUCUACAAAUCUUUUCAAUCGGAGUUCUGGGGUUUGUCUUCAUCUACAAACUGUUAACUUCCCUUCUCAAUACUUAUCUACACUAUUCCCUUCCCUUAUUAAUGAAUACAAAGCAUAAGUAGCUUGUAAAGGUGUUUGGCAUAUUUUUUAUUUUCAUUAUCUCAUGUCUAAUAUAUUUUACCAUAUUGCACCAAAAAGGACCCCCGCACCUUUUAUAAAAGUCUACCACAGCAUAGUAUUUUUGUAGUUUUUUUUACCAUGGCUAUACUAUGCAUUUACUCUAGUUAACCCUGGUUUGCCAUGUUUAUUAUACCAACCUGGUUUUUACAAUGCUUGACUAUGCUUUACCAUGCUUUUAAUCACUAUUUGACUUUGUUAUGCUGUUACUAUGGGAAUUGUAGAACACAGACUGCAGAUCUGUUUAUAAGAUGUUCAAGACUACAGCACAUGAAAAGUUGCUGGAUAUUCUUUUCAAUAAUAAAAAUACCUACCAAAUGCUUAAAUGUUAAAUAAAAUUCACUUUUUUUGUUCUUAUUUUAAGUAAGCACCCAUAGAAAAGUCUAGGAUUCUGUACAUAAAAGAUUAACAUCCUGCACAAUUUAUCGUCUUCAUUUUUAGGACUGUUUUGAUGUCAUUUAGCAAACCACAAAAAAAAUAAAAAAUAAAACUGGUGCUUUUGAAUUGAACUGGUUAGGGACAAUGACAAUGGAGUCAAGAGAGCGUGACAGUCCACCUUAGUCCUUGACCUGUACACCCGUGCUAAAUUCUCUGAGCUAUUUCUUCCAAAUCGUCAUUAUCUUAUUAUUUAUUUAUUAGAAUGGAGAGACACACACAAUGAAGUUCUAAACUAGAUCUAAACAAUUUUUAAAUUUAUCUUUCAAUCUAGCCCUCCUCCACCGCACCCCCAUAUAGCAGUGUAGAGUAGUGAUUAGGGCUCUGGACUCUUGACCGGAGGGUUGUGGGUUCAAUCCCCGGUGGGGACACUGCUGCUGUACCCUUGAGCAAGGUACUUUACCUAGAUUGCUCCAGUAAAAAACCCAACUGUAUAAAUGGGGAAUUGUAUGUAAAAAUAAUGUGAUAUUGUAAGUCACCCUGGAUAAGGACGUCUGCUAAAAAAUAAAUAAUAAUAAUAAUAAUAAUAAUAAUAUAAUCCAGAUUAAAGGUUUGAAAAAAAAACUUUAUUAUUUUCUUUUCUUCCAAGAGCUACAAAACAAAAUAUUAUUUUGUCAUAACACUGGAACUUAAAAAGAUUGCUAAAAUAAUAAACAAAAAUAUAAACCAUUUUUUUUCUCUAAUUCGCACUAAGAACAUGAGCGGAGAGAUGUAUAUUUGUCAUACUGUAGUGUAAUGUGAAUAAACAGUUGUGGUUUUUUUUCAAUCCGCCUUGACGUCUCCCGUCUUCAUCUUGAGUUUUCGUGGUAACUAAAUUAACACUUCUUUUUCAGAGAGGAGAACAAUACACCCAAUAAAGUUAUUAAACCAGAAAUAAAAAACUAAAAAAACUAAGACUUUUAAUUCAGGGGCUUGAAUGAAGUAUGUUUCUUCUUGUGUUUAGAUGUUUUAAUUGGCUUCCCCCCUCCCCCCCACCCAUCAGAAAAAAAUUGCGCUAAAGACAGUAAAUAGCUCUGAGAAUCUAGCCAUCUGUGUUCACUUACCUAAACAACAAAGUGUUGUUUAUAAUAAAGUUUUGAAGGAGAGGCUGUUGAUUUUACAUUGUACAAAAAACACAGUUGCUGCUUUACCAGCUGUUUUUAAUUACCUACUGCUUUAACUCAACUUAAUGCAUUUGUAGUAAUUAGUUAGAACUACUGAAUCUCGCAUAAACACAUGAGAUCACACUCAAAGCCCUAGUUCAAGUGAACAUUUAAAACUAAGUUUUAUUUUGAUUCGCCCACGCUGGUCUUCUGAACUUCAGAGUCAAGCAACAUUUGCAGUGUGCCACUUCUCUCUAUUAUCUGGAAAGCAGAGGAGUAUGGCUCUGGCCAUAAGUGUUGCAUCACCCUAUAGAAUGAACAAAUUUUGCUUCAUAAAGUCGAAUGCAACCUGCUGAAUUAAUGUUACGUUAACAUAUUGAAUUCAUUCCCGCUUUGUAGUUUUCCUGUAUACUUCAAGAUAAAAAAAAACUGACAAAAAUAGAAAAAUGUGACAUUUCAAAAUCUAACAUGAAAUACUAGCUGUACUACUAUUAUGGCUUCCGGUAGACUUUUUGCAAUAUCAUUUUGUAGUUUCUUUGAUUACAUGAUGUUAAGUAAAAGAUCUAAAUUAUGUUGAUAUAUAUUUUAUUUAUUUGUUUAUUUAAUUAAUGUCUCAAUCCCAAAAAUUUUAGGUGAUACAAAAUGUUUUGGCCAUAGCUGUUUAUUUAAAAAAAAAAAAUAAAAGGUUGGUUUCACAGAUCCUGAUAAGCACUGCCUAAUGCUACCUCAGGAACUGUAAAGUAACCUGAUUUAGUGCUAAUCUGGCUCUGUGAAACCAGCUUCAAGAGGUUUCAAAGAAUUUAAACCAACAGUUAGUUACUGUUUUUAUAGUGUGAAAACACCCAGAGGUCUGUUAUUGAUCCAAAGUAGGGCUCUCUAACUCAGUGGUUCCCAAGCCUGGUGCUUUUAAUUCACUUCGUUAGACCUUUGAGCUCUUAAACAGCUUUUACUUCUAAAAUGUUACAGCUAACUUGAAAUAUGCAAACUGUUUAAGAGCUGAAAACAAUUAAAAAGGUCUAACUAAGCCCUAAUCCACUGGCCUAACUGAUUGCUAACACCAAGGGCAAUUGAUAUUCUUUGGGAGAAGAAACUACAGUCCAAUAGCAACUGUACUGAUGUGUUUUAAGGACUACAAACAUACUGAAGCUCUGUGCAGUCUAGUAAACUUUAUCUAUUUUCUACUGGUU